Molecule: messenger RNA, 2130 nt
Organism: Linderina pennispora
Lineage: Eukaryota; Fungi; Kickxellomycota; Kickxellomycetes; Kickxellales; Kickxellaceae
Product: aconitate hydratase
Exons: 5
Coding region: 1-2130 (709 amino acids)
Biological process (GO): tricarboxylic acid cycle
Cellular component (GO): cytosol; mitochondrion
Molecular function (GO): 4 iron, 4 sulfur cluster binding; aconitate hydratase activity
Source: RefSeq, a predicted model, not a curated record
AUGGCCACGGCGCCGCAGAAGGUGCCCAUGUCCAUCCACGAGCCCAACAAGUACAUCAACUACCAGCGCAUCGAGGACAACCUCGAUAUCGUCCGCAAGCGCCUGAACCGGCCGCUGACGCUGUCGGAGAAGAUCAUCUACGGUCACCUCGACAACGCCGCCGAGCAGGAGAUCGUCCGUGGCGCGUCGUACCUGCAGCUGCGGCCCGACCGCGUUGUGUGCCAGGACGCGACUGCGCAGAUGGCGCUGCUGCAGUUCAUGUCGGCUGGCAUGCCCGAGGUGGCAGUGCCGUCGUCGGUCCACUGCGACCACUUGAUUCUCGGCGAGAACGGCGCUGCGUCGGACCUGACCCGCGCCAAGGACGUCAACAAGGAGGUCUAUGACUUCCUGGCCACUGUCUGUGCCAAAUCGUCAUUGAGAACUACGCCGUUCCCCGGCGCCCUGAUCAUCGGCACUGACUCGCACACGCCCAACGGCGGUGGCAUUGGUGCUGCCGCCAUUGGUGUUGGUGGUGCCGAUGCCGUCGACGUCAUGGCGGGCAUUCCCUGGGAGCUCAAGUGCCCCAAGGCUAUUGGUGUCAAGCUCACCGGCCGCCUCAACGGCUGGACCUCGCCCAAGGACAUCAUUCUCGAGGUCGCUGGCAUCCUCACCGUCAAGGGUGGAACCGGCGCCAUCGUCGAGUACUUUGGUCCGGGCGUCGACACUGUUUCGGCCACCGGUAUGGGCACUGUGUGCAACAUGGGUGCUGAGAUCGGAGCCACGACCUCGGUGUUCCCGUUCACUGACAGCAUGCACCGCUACCUGGUGUCGACCAACCGUCCUGAGAUCGCCGAGGCCUCGCGCCAGUUCGCGCACAACCUGCGCGCCGAUGAGGGUGCCCAGUACGACGAGUUCAAGGACACUGCCAAGGAGAAGAACUGGCCCGAGGAUAUCUCGGCGUGCCUGAUCGGCUCGUGCACCAACUCGUCGUACGAGGACAUGACCCGCGCCGCGUCGCUGGUUAAGGAGGCUCUGGACGCCGGACUCAAGGCCAAGUCGAGCUUCAUCAUCACUCCGGGAUCGGAGCAGAUCCGCGCUACCACCGAGCGUGACGGCGUCCUGGAGAUCUUCCGCCAGGCUGGCGGUACCGUUCUGGCCAACGCCUGCGGCCCGUGCAUUGGCCAGUGGGCUCGCCACGACAUCAAGAAGGGCGACCGCAACACCAUCAUCACCUCGUACAACCGCAACUUCACCGGCCGUAACGACGGUAACCCGGCCACCCACGGCUUCGUCGCCUCGCCUGAGAUUGUGACGGCCAUGGCGUUCGGCGGCUCGACCAACUUCAACCCGACCACCGACACCAUCACCACCCCGUCGGGCAAGCCGUUCAAGUUCUCGGCUCCCAACGGCCUUGAGCUGCCCACCCGCGGCUUCGACGCCGGUGAGGAGACCUACCAGGCCCCGCCGGCCGACCGCUCGCAGGUGAAUGUGCAGGUCAACCCCGAGAGCCAGCGCCUGCAGCUGCUGGCGCCGUUCAAGCCGUGGAACGGUGAGGACAUUGAGAACGUGCCUGUGCUGAUCAAGGUCAAGGGCAAGUGCACCACCGACCACAUCUCGAUGGCCGGCCCGUGGCUCAAGUACCGUGGCCACCUGGACAACAUCUCCAACAACAUGCUGAUUGGCGGCAUCAACUCGGAGAAUGGCGAGGCCAACAACAUCCGCAACCAGGUGACCGGCGAGUUCGGCGCUGUCCCGGCUGUUGCCCGCGACUACAAGGCCCGCAACAUCCCCUGGAACUACGGUGAGGGCUCUUCGCGCGAGCACGCCGCCAUGUCGGUGCGCUUCCUGGGCGGUGCCGCUGUCAUCGUCAAGAGCUUUGCCCGCAUCCACGAGACCAACCUCAAGAAGCAGGGUCUGCUGCCGCUGACCUUCAACAACCCGAAGGACUACGACCUGAUUGCCCCCGAGGACAAGCUCUCGAUCCUUGGCCUCAAGACGCUGACUCCGGGCAAGCCCCUGACUCUGCGCGUCACCAAGCCCUCGGGCGAGGCCCACGACAUCGUUGUCGACCACACCUUCAACGAGAACCAGAUCACCUGGUUCCACGCCGGCUCGGCCCUGAACCACAUCGCCAAGGUCAACAACGCCUAA